AUGACCCGGAGACACCCUGUUAGGCUUCUGUUUUUUGUCAGUUUGGCAUUACACAUCAUCCACUUGGGAGACAACAGCGCUCUCUGGGGGAGUCACCGCGAAGGGCCAGGAGGCAGCGGACGCCAACACCCAGGUGUCCCCCCAACAGGCGCGCCCCCGCCGCUGCGCUGCUGCAGGAAUGGCGGCACCUGCGUCCUGGGCAGCUUCUGCGUAUGCCCCGCCCACUUCACCGGCCGUUACUGCGAGCACGACCAGAGGCAGAGGGAAUGCGGCGCCCUGAUACACGGAGCUUGGACCUUCCACCGCUGCCGCCUUUGCAGGUGUGUGUUCGCAGCUCUGCACUGUCUCCCCCAGCAGACGCCUGGCAGCUGCGACCUGGAAGAUUUUGUCGCCGCGCGCUCCAAUGGACUGAGUGCACAACGCAUGCUGAGUGUCCUCUUCCUUCUUCCGUGCUUGCUCUUCCAAAGCCUCCUCAGGGAAGGGGGAGACUGCCGACCAGACCCUAGUUGACCGAACCAGACUGCUGACCGAACCCACAGUUCCACACCGGCAGAGCCUUGGCAUCCCCGCGCAGCCUGAGCCAGCGUGGUCCUCUGUGGGAAAGCCGGGACUUGGGCAGCCUCUCA
This is a messenger RNA of Mirounga angustirostris (Northern elephant seal), 626 nucleotides long. It is a transcript of the gene CFC1, whose product is annotated as cryptic, EGF-CFC family member 1. Gene Ontology annotation, molecular function: nodal binding; activin receptor binding. Gene Ontology annotation, cellular component: extracellular region; cell surface. The record is from RefSeq and is a predicted model, not a curated record. Lineage: Eukaryota; Metazoa; Chordata; Mammalia; Carnivora; Phocidae. Bases 1 to 510 code for a protein of 169 amino acids. The transcript is spliced from 5 exons. Gene Ontology annotation, biological process: blood vessel development; determination of left/right symmetry; nodal signaling pathway.